Messenger RNA from Trichomycterus rosablanca, 1276 nucleotides. It is a transcript of the gene rpp30, whose product is annotated as ribonuclease P/MRP 30 subunit. NCBI's taxonomy places the organism in Eukaryota, Metazoa, Chordata, Actinopteri, Siluriformes, Trichomycteridae. The coding region runs from base 208 to 1008 and encodes 266 amino acids. Gene Ontology annotation, cellular component: nucleolar ribonuclease P complex; ribosome. The record is from RefSeq and is a predicted model, not a curated record. Gene Ontology annotation, molecular function: RNA binding; structural constituent of ribosome. Gene Ontology annotation, biological process: tRNA processing; translation. The transcript has 11 exons.
CCAUGCGUUUAAAACCUAUUGCUAGCUAGCACGCUUUAGCAAAAAUAAAAGUAAAUAAUGAAAAAAUAAAUAGCCAGAAUAAGAAAACAUAACUGAAAUGAAAUGAUCUAUUUAGCGCCCAAUAAUAUAUAAUCACUUAGCGAAGAGAUAUGCUUUAUUUAUUUAUAUUUUUACUACUUUCGGUUUAUAUCGGGCAAUAGAGUUAAAAUGUCUGUAUUUAUGGAUUUAAAUAUAAUCGCAGUCAAUGACAAAAAGAAGCUACUUAGUAUAAUAGAGACUGCUGCUCACCUUGGCUACUCCACGAUUGCAAUUAACUAUGUAAUGGAACCCCAGCAAAAGAAACAGCAAGUUCCUAAGCCUCAACCAGUUUCAGAGCUGUGUGAGAAACUCCCCAUCGUACAGGGAAGAUCAAGACCCAUUAAAGUGCUAAAUCGUUUGACAGUGGUGGCCACAGAUGCUUCUCAUUUUAGACCUUGCAAUGAAUACAAGUUAUUUGACAUUUUGGCUGUAUAUCCUAAAACAGAAAAGGUUUUUCAUACAGCCUGCAUGACCUAUGAUGUGGACAUCAUCUGUAUAGCAGCUACUGAAAAACAGCCCUUUCACUUCAAAAGGUCACCAGUAAAUGGGGCUAUUGAAAGGGGAGUGUGCUUUGAGAUAACCUACACAGCAGCCAUCAGAGAUUCCACCAUGAAGAAAUACACCAUUGCUAACGCUAUCAACCUUGUGGACGUGUGCAAAGGAAAGAAUGUCAUUGUGGCCAGUGGAACAGAAGCACCCCUUGAGUUGCGCGGCCCAUAUGACAUCGGCAAUCUGGGGCUUGUGUUCGGCCUGUCUGAAGGGGACAGCAAAUCUUCCAUCUCUACAACCUGCCGAUCUGUAGUACUGCAUGGAGAGACCCGCUCCACUGCACUGGGUAUCAUUCACACAGUGAAGAGGAGCCAGCCGGCUACUGAACAGCCAGAGGAAGGAACUCCAUCCUCAAAGAAAGCAAAAACUGAAACAGCUUAAUUUUACACUUACAGCUGUCUGUUUAAUAUUAGUUUAUGAAAUGAGAUGCAACAGAGAGACUGAUAAGACAACUUUUAUUAAUCUUAGGACCGUUGUGACCAGAAAUCCUAUGUUUGACACCUGUUACUACAAGUGUUUCUACAUUUAUUUCUCUUUACAUGUGAUCCAACCUUCAUUUAAGUCAUAAACACAUUCUGCAUCUUUAUUAUGUAUAUUAUAGAACAUUUAUUUACAGUGCAAGCAAAAAAAUGUAUAUGUGAACCUUUUU